This is a messenger RNA of Macrobrachium nipponense, 420 nucleotides long. RefSeq names its product integumentary mucin C.1-like. The transcript has 2 exons. The record is from RefSeq and is a predicted model, not a curated record. The coding region runs from base 1 to 420 and encodes 139 amino acids. NCBI's taxonomy places the organism in Eukaryota, Metazoa, Arthropoda, Malacostraca, Decapoda, Palaemonidae.
AUGGCCAGGAAUGGUACUGAAUGGAAUGGGAGUGCCUACUAUGUAACGUGGCACUCACUUGGAAAUGGGUUCUGCAAUAAUGAUAGUGAAAAAGUCUUAAAAGACCGGGUGCUCUGUGGCACUUUGGGAUUGGCACCUUUUGAUGAGGCAGGAAAAUCAAAUAGUGUGCGGCGUACGUCACACUUAAGGGCGUUCCUCACUUGGGAGACGCUGGAAUGGGCAACCUCUACUACUACCACAACAACAUCAACAACUACUACUAGUACUACUACUACAAAAACAUCAACAACUACUACUUCAACAAAAACAAUAACAACAACAACUACUACUACUAUAACAUCAACAACUAAAAAUACUACUACUACUACAACAACUACUACUACUACUACAACAACACUGCUGCUACAGCUAGCUAGCUAG